CAACCUUAUUUCUUAUAUUAUUAGAUAAGUGUUUUUCUCUCCAUUACGAAUCUCUUAACUUCUACAGGAAGACUUUGUCUUUCACCAAAGAAAGAGAUUAACUUGGUAUGACACUUGAAAUCUGAUCCAUCACAUAUCCACUAACUGUUAAAUAAAUAAAAUAUAAGAUUAAAAUACAUUUAAAAAAUAAAAGAAAGAUGAGAAAUACAUAAUAAUAAAAAAAUAAUAAUAACAAACAAAAAGAAAAUGUUAACCCCAGUCUCUUUUUUCUGUUUUUCUUCUUCUAUUAUACCCCACAGUCAGUCUUCUUUAAGAAAAGGCACACAGCACAAAACAAAACAAUGAUUAAAGGAGUUUGUUGUUCUUAAUCAGAAACAGUAAAAUAGAAUUAAAAAGUUUGUUUUUAUUCCUCCAUUGGUCGACCUUAUCCUCCCUUUAAAUACCCUCUUAUCUCCCUCUUUAGAGAGAACCAGUGACCAUUUAUAGUUUCUGCUUAUCUCCUUCCAUCUCUGAAGAAGAUCAAAACACCCUUAGUUUCCUUAUAGUCAUAUAGAGAAAACAUUAAUGGAACCAAGUCCGACACCAUUGUUAACCAAGAAACUAUGUAACAUGAUACGCAUAGCUUUCUUCACAGUUCAAAAAGGUGUUUCCAAGAGUAAGUUCAUGGUUGAUCUUCACCUCAUGAUGAAACGAGGCAAGAUCUUAAAAAAAGCCAUGAACGACCUCAUGCUCGAACACCAAGCCUCUCUGAGUUGUCGGUCAGACAACAUGGACAUGUCAUUUGUGUCCCCAAUGAGUUGUCGGUCACAUGACGUGCAUCUGUCGUUUGUAUCACCCCAUGAGUACGAGUUCAGCUGCAGUAGCAGCUGUUCGAGCUACAGACCCUAUAACCCACGUCUCCACUCCAACAGACGCAGAAGUACUAGACAUUAUUUGCGGAAACACCAAGUGAGCUACCAGCGGACGACGCCAUACAUAUGGGCCGAUGAUGAUAUGGCGUCAGAGGGUAGUGGCGGCGAGAGUCAGGGGUUCGGGUGGAGCCCACUAGUGAGACAGGUGAGGAUAACAGACUCACCAUUCACAGUGAGGGACGGUGGUGAUAAUGAAGAUAGCAUGAAGGUAGAUAUGGAGGCAGAGAAAUUUAUAGAUAGGUUUUAUAGAGAAUUGAGGUUGCAGAAAUGGAUGGCUGCACAUGAAGCAGCAGACAACUAUGGCUGGCGAGCAUGAACAUUAACUAUGUCUGUCUGUCUGAAUUGCCUUAUAAUUUUUCUUUUUCUUCUCUUUUGUAACUCGAAGGUUUUCUUUUUCCUUUCUUUUUUUUCCUUUUCAAAUGGUGUGUGUUAUUUAGCUACUUAUUAUAUGUGCAUAUUCAACAAUGAAGAAGAUGAGACUAUAAAUGCUUAUGUUAAA
Messenger RNA from Ricinus communis (castor bean), 1410 nucleotides. RefSeq lists its product as uncharacterized. The transcript has a single exon. Lineage: Eukaryota; Viridiplantae; Streptophyta; Magnoliopsida; Malpighiales; Euphorbiaceae. The record is from RefSeq and is a predicted model, not a curated record. Bases 565 to 1227 code for a protein of 220 amino acids.